This is a messenger RNA of Crotalus tigris (Tiger rattlesnake), 5761 nucleotides long. Its product is annotated as brain-specific angiogenesis inhibitor 1-associated protein 2-like. Gene Ontology annotation, cellular component: cytosol; nucleoplasm. The transcript is spliced from 14 exons. NCBI's taxonomy places the organism in Eukaryota, Metazoa, Chordata, Lepidosauria, Squamata, Viperidae. Gene Ontology annotation, molecular function: protein binding. The coding region runs from base 50 to 1660 and encodes 536 amino acids. Gene Ontology annotation, biological process: actin filament bundle assembly; positive regulation of actin filament polymerization; plasma membrane organization. The record is from RefSeq and is a predicted model, not a curated record.
UCCAGCCCGUCCGUCCAGGCCCCUGGUGCUUCCCGACCGCCCAGGCACCAUGUCCCGCUCGGAGGAGGUGAACCGGCUGACCGAAAACGUCUAUCGGGUGAUUCUGGACCAGUUCAACCCAAGUUUAAGGAAUUUUGUUACCAUGGGGAAAAGUUAUCAAAAAGCCCUCUCAGGGGUUACUGUUGCUGCUAAAGGCUACUUUGAUGCCUUGGUGAAACUUGGUGAGUUGGCCAGUGACAGCCAAGGAUCCAAAGAGCUGGGUGAUACCUUGUUCCAAAUGGCUGAAGUCCACAGGCAGAUGCAAGUACAGUUAGAGGAGACGCUGAAAUUUUUCCACUCCGAGAUGCUAUCCCAACUGGAACACAAACUGGAGCUGGAUAUCAAGUAUCUGAUGGCUACUCUGAAGAAAUACCAAGCAGAGCAUCGUGCCAAAGCUGAAUCAGUCGAAAAGUGUCAGGCUGAGCUGAAGAAACUACGCAAGAAAUGCCAGAACAGUAAAAACCCAAUGAAAUAUGGGGAUCGUGAAGUGCAGUAUGUGGAAAUCAUGAGCACCAAGCAGAGCGAGCUGGAUCGGUUUGUGGCGGAAGGCUACAAAGCAGCCCUGACGGAGGAACGGCGCCGGUACUCAUUCCUGGUGGACCGUCAGUGUGCUGUUUCCAAGCACUUCAGCAAUUACCACAGCAAGGUGUGGGAGCUGUUGGCAGCCAGACUGCCCGUCUGGCAAACAUCAUGCACCCAACCUACUCGUUUACCUGAGCGGGCAUUGGCUUUGGUCAAGCUCACAGCUAACAACACCACAGCUGGCAUUUCUGUUCCAGCCAUGGAUCCCCUCCUUGUCUCCAAGACCCUGGAAGAGCCUUUUGAAUUGGGACAAAAUCACCGGACUUCAAUCCAGGAAGGAACAUUGCUGCUAAAUGGUGAUUUGCAUCGAGGGCGGGGAUCCUGUGACUUCAAUCACCUGCCAGUCAGUGAGUCCCUCACCACCACCACCUCAGGUCUGACCCCCACCCAGCCCACUUCAAAAAUCAAGAUUGCUGACAGCUACUCUUGCACUCUGCCAAUGCCACGCAAGAUGUCAAUGGAAACUCGCCUGGCAACUGUAGUAGAGAACAAGACCCUGCCCCGCAUUAAUCCUCUUUCAAUCCUGCCUCCACGUUCCGAACGUCCGAGAGUCCAGGCAAUCUUCUCACAUUCGGCCGGAGAGAACAGCACCCUUCUCAACUUCCAAGAAGGAGACGUCAUCCUUUUAUUGGUGACUGAGGCGAAAGACGGCUGGCAUUAUGGGGAAAAUGAGGCAACUAGAAUGAAAGGUUGGUUUCCAUUUUCCUACACCCGACCCUUUCCCUCAGCUGAAGGAGCUAACAAACUACUUAGCAGUGGUUUCCUUCUUAGCAAGUUGAACAGUAACAGCACAGGAAAUUUGGAUCGAGCUGGAUCUCCAAGUGCUGAACCUGAUGGGGAAGAUGAUUUACGGUUUGGCCCUUCAGCCCGUAUCAGUAUGUCUCGACAACGACCUUACAGCAUGCUAAAUCCUGACCUGUCACAAUUGGCAAAUGAGUUUGGAAGUCCAUCUGCCUCUCCUUCAAGGAUCAAUCCCUUUGCUCAUGUUAAGCUGAAACGUACCGUGACCAAUGACCGCUCAGCCCCACUCAUCCAGUGAAACGUGCAAUGUAAAGUGGAGAGAGCCCACUGCCCUGCUUUUCUUCCUUCUUUCCCUCAUCAUGUGGCCUUUCCCACCUAAUACACUGCUUCUGGUUCAUAGUAGGUUUCGCACGUCAGGCUGGCCCAGGCAUGCCACUCUCCCUAAUGGUAUAGGAAAGGUCCACAGUCUCGACGCACAGCAAAAAAGGCUUCAGGGUUUCAUUGGUAUUAGCAGUUCCAGGAUGGGAAGGCAAGCUAGCGGCAGGAGGACAGUAACAGCCGGAAAGGAGACAAGAGUUUGGAUGCAAGUGAUGGAGGCAGAUGUGUAACAGUUGAAUAAACAGGCAGGAGAAGGGUGAAGGAUGUGGGACAGGUGGAAAGAGGUCAGUUGAAAGGAAAAGGAGAUCGGAAGAGAGCUGUAGAUGGCAUGUUACAGAACAUUCAGAUGAAGAGAAAUUCAGCGCAUGUGGGCCUCUGAAGGUGAUUCGUGUUCCUUAACAACUCAAAAGUUUCCACUAAACUUCUACACUUAUCAUUACAUAAAUAAACAUGUUGCAUGUGGAUUUCUGAUAGAAAGUCCACACUAAUCUUUUCAGGGUGUAGCACUAAGAGAUGUUGAUUUGAGAAUAGAAAGGACAGGGAAAACUGGUUUAGGAGAGUAAGAGAGAAGUGUAGGAAGAAUUGUUAAAUCUAGGAAAAUCAAAUUCAAAUUUGAUUCAAAUUCAAACUUCUAAUCUGAUAUUUCAUCACUGAGUUAUUCAGCUACAAGUCCAGCUUACUUGGAAAAUCACUUGGAAGUGAUUAUGAAUUGGUUAUAUUGAAAAGCAUCAGAUCUGAAUAAGUAUGAAAGGUCUUACUGUGGUGUUAGUUUUGUACUGGCCUCUUAAGGCAUGGAAAUCACCCAUUUCUAUUAAACAAUUAUCAUAUGUUAAACAUAUAAAUGUGAAACAGCUCUGGGGAGAUGAGUGAACAGUUCCAUUGAAGAGUAGAAGAUUGUAAGUUUUACAAAAACACUAUUGAUAAUUGAUGUGCUGUCUCUACAUUCAUUGCACAAUUGUAGGCAUAGCUUAACUGUCUUAACAAGGCAUGGAUUGUGGAUUUAAAAGGAGCCAGGAUUUAUGAUUAAAUAGGUUCUCUGAAUCUGAAAUGGGUCUGUGGUCCACAAAGUGAUCCAUGCUGCUAAUAGGUUUUGAUUCCUCUUCAAACAAUUGUUGAGAUAUUCUCAUGGGUGAAAAGCAUAUCUAUAUUAUGAAAAUGUUACCAUUAAACAUAGGCCACAUAUUUUGUAAUUUAUAUUGUUUUCUGUAGAUUUAACCAGAGGUUUACCUUACUAUGAUAUGCAAUGGUCUAAAACAGGGGUCUUCAAACUUGGCCCUUUUAUGACUUGUGGACUUCAACUCCCAAAUUCCUCAGCCAGGCAUGCUGGCUGAGGAAUUCUGGGAGUUGAAGUCUACAAAUCAUAAAAGGCCAAGUUUGAAGACCCCUGGUCUAAAAAAAAUGUAGAGAUUUCCCCCUGCUCCCCAGGAAACAUGGGAUAGGAAGAGAAAUGCCAGAAGUCAGGACUUCUGUGCAUGAAAGAAAGAAGUAGAUUAAAGCAAGGCAGUUGCUGUUUUUUUUUUUAAAUGUGUUUAUUUAAUUUCAAUUGCCAGAAUGUAUAAUAAAGGCAGUUAUUCAGUAGUAUUCUUGUCCUGGCAGACCAAACUGCAGGCAUUUUGGUCAAGGCCAAAAUAGAGCAAUUCAGCUAUAUUAUCUGAAGAAAGAAAUAUUUUUCUCAGUGAGGAAAGGAAAUGCCAUCUCACUUUUCUUUUGCCCCUCACAUUCCUCUCCGACUGACAAAGAACCCAGUCAUUUAAAAAUCCAAGUAUGCCCCCUUGCAGGCUUAGCUAUGCUAUUACAGAAUCCUGGACAGAUUUGAGUAACAUGCUUACUGAUCCUGUUUAAUCUUGAAUGCGGUUGCAUAAAUAAGCAACAUCGAUCUUCUAAAUAAAUGCACAAGCUGUCCACCUUUGGUGAAACUCACAACUAUAUAGUAAAACUUUGGCUUUGGAGCAAUUGCCAUUUGUUAAAAAAAAACAAGGGCUGAAAAAUAUCAGAAUACCUUAGUUAUCGGAAAGAAAACAAGAUUGACAUUUUACCAAUGAAAGAAUACUCAAAGCUGCUUUUUUUUUUUUCUCCAAAAGGCAACUGGAUUGUUUUUUCCUUGAAGAAAAAUAGGACUUUUUCUUGAGGAAAAAGUAAAACUUUUUUUUUCCUCAAGAAAAGACAAUCCAGUUGCCUUUUGAAAAAGCACCUUUGAGAAAAGUAUGACCUGGAUUGACUGAGAAUCUCCACAGACAUAAUGAAAGAAUAAUUUCGGGUUUUGGAGGCACAAGGUUCAUAGAGUUUUUACAAAGCCAUCUUCCACUUGUAGUUCACUUGAGUUUCAUUAUUUUUUUCUAAUAUGUAAAACAAAAUAAAACGAAGAUGGCAAGGCAGACUAACUAGAUGGCUUGUUUUGAAUUGCUAAUUGCUAAAUCCCUAUAAGUUCAGAAUUGAACCAUUCAGUUUUCUUCUUUGAUUCUGUUUACAAACAUUUGCUUUACUUUGCAGUACAGGUAGUCCUUAAUUUAUGACCACAAUUGAGCCCAAAAUUUCUGUUAUUAAGUGGGACAUUUGUUAAGCGAGUUUUGUCCCAUUUUACCUUUUCCAGCUAGCAGUACUUGACAGUGUUCAAACUUAGCUAUAAUAGAAAUGAGAGAUAUAUUGAAAGAACAGGUCAGCACAUAUGUUAGGCCCAUAGAAAGAAAUGGUUGGUGACUUGAAUCCGUACUCUGUAUUUCCAAAAUCCAACAUUUACUGUAAGUUGCAAAAGGUGUGGACAUUGCAUAGAUUUGUUCACAGUUCAAUACAAAGAAAAGGGGUUUUUUACUUAGAACCUUUUACACUGGUUCCCAUUCGGCAUGUUGUUUCAAAAGCAUGAAAUACGAAUCUAUUUUGCCUAUUUUUAUUACCGAUCAGAUCAAACUAUUUUCUGAAAUAGUUUUAUUAUUGAAUUUUGGAGAGUCAAAUACUGUAUGAAAUGUCAAGAGGGGGAAAUGUUGAAGAUCAGUUUAGAAAUAGAUUUGCAGAUUAAGCACAAUAGCACAGAAUUCUCUGCAUAACAAUAUGAUUGCCAAAUGUGUGUGUGUGUGUGUCUUAUUCUGUAUACAGAUACACACAAACACAUAUCCUGGAUCUCUGAAGCUGGGAACUUGUGUCUUAUUAACAGCUCAUUUUAUCUUACCUAGGGCUAAAAAGUAUACAUUUAUCUUUGCAUUUCCUUCCUGUUGUUAGAAAUAACUCAAGUCAUCUCAUGAUUGUUGCCCUGUUUGUGCAUAUUUGUGUGUGCAUAUAUAUGUGUGUUUCAGCUGAAAUACAUCUGGAAAUUUUUGAAUCUCCUUCACUUGAAAGCCAGAAGAAUGAAUUCAAGUUACAGAAUGUUCGUAUCUAAGAUCAGCGUUUACAGAUCCUGCAACUGAUGUGUGAAAAUUGGGAUGAUGGAAAAUUUUGACACUGAGACACUCUGCUUUGAGGGUACAGAGGAGAUUAUGAACAUACCAAAACAAAAUCAAAAUGGCUUUCACAUUUUUUGUAAAAAGAAGCAGCUUAUAUGGGAUUCAUUCAAAAGAACAAAAAAGAGUGAAUGCAGGAUAGCACUUAUCAUAUGUGAAGUUGCCAUACUGUAUUUUUGACAGUACUGUAAGCUGAUUGUAAAGAAAUUUUAUCAUCCUGCACCAUAUUAGAAAGUUGGAAAAUAAUGGACUAACUAUAUUUUUAUCUUCUCCAUUGGGCCAUGUAAGAUAACUGGUUUAUCAAGUGAUUACAUGUAUGCCAUAGUUUCUUACCCAUUGGUAAAUAAUUUUUAUGUUUUACUAAAAAAAAAAAAGCCUGUGCAACUCUACACUUUAGAUGUUUGGUGUAGCUUGGACAUAAUAUAUAAAGAACAAUGAGAUUCCAUUUGAUGUCAGUCUCUGUGUGUGCAUAAUGAAAGAGGGGAUGGGGAAUAUGUAUUGUUGCAUUGGGACAUACAUUGCCAGCUGUGCAGAUAUUGAGGUCUCGUUAGCUAUGUCAUAAUUUUAAAAUUAAUAAAGUUUAAUAUAAA